Messenger RNA from Drosophila takahashii, 836 nucleotides. RefSeq names its product Trypsin 29F (gene Try29F). The record is from RefSeq and is a predicted model, not a curated record. Gene Ontology annotation, molecular function: serine-type endopeptidase activity. Gene Ontology annotation, biological process: proteolysis. Lineage: Eukaryota; Metazoa; Arthropoda; Insecta; Diptera; Drosophilidae.
AUGCGGCACAAGCGAUCCAGCAACGGAGUUACAGGCAUGGCGCAAACGAUUCUUCAGCUGCUUCUCGUGGCAAUUCUCCUGGUGAAUCUGACUUUAGCAAGCACUGUGAGAAGACCGCGACUGGAUGGACGCAUCGUGGGCGGCCAGGUGGCUAGUAUCCAAGACAUUCCCUACCAGGUUUCCCUGCAGCGGAGCUAUCACUUCUGCGGUGGCUCUCUGAUCGCACAGGGUUGGGUCUUGACAGCCGCCCACUGCACCGAAGGAUCGGCCAUACUCAUCUCCAAAGUGCGCAUUGGAUCUUCGCGCACUGCUGACGGUGGUCAGCUGGUGGGGAUCAAGCGAGUCCAUCGGCAUCCGAAAUACAAUGCCUACACCAUCGACUUUGACUUCUCGCUGCUCGAACUGCAGGAAUAUAGCGCGCAGAACGUGACCCAGUCUUUCAUUGGACUUCCCCAACAGGAUGCGGACAUUGCCGAUGGAACUCCGGUGCUUGUUUCCGGUUGGGGCAACACGCAGAGCAACCAGGAGUCCUCAGCGGUUCUUCGAGCUGUAACCGUGCCCAAAGUGAGUCAGAUGCAGUGCACCGAGGCUUAUGGCAGCUUCGGAAGCAUUACGGAUCGAAUGCUCUGCGCUGGACUGCCGGAGGGCGGCAAGGACGCAUGUCAAGGCGACUCGGGAGGUCCUCUGGCCGCCGACGACACUCUUUGGGGCGUCGUCUCCUGGGGUUAUGGAUGCGCCAGGCCAAACUAUCCAGGCGUUUACUCACGGGUCUCAGCUGUACGCGAUUGGAUUGGCUCUAUAAGUGGCAUCUGAGAUCAAUAAACCACAAAAAACGA